Molecule: messenger RNA, 7959 nt
Organism: Histoplasma mississippiense
Lineage: Eukaryota; Fungi; Ascomycota; Eurotiomycetes; Onygenales; Ajellomycetaceae
Exons: 7
Coding region: 1-7959 (2652 amino acids)
Source: RefSeq, a predicted model, not a curated record
AUGGACGCGCGCUUUAUAACGUCUAACGGGCAUGAUGAUCAUUUUGCCAGUGACGAAGGUAAGGAUUACACAGAAAGCCAGUCUUUUUUAGGCGCGCACCCCGAAAUGCCAUUGACGCGUGAUGGUGCUUCGGGGUUGCUUGGUUCUCUCCUUCAAUCACAAGAGGCGGCCAGGGGCAAUGCUCCUGCGACUCUCUUGAAGACCCGGAUGCGGAGCAGAUCGGCGUCUCCCAUGACUGGAAUGAGGCUUUUCGAUCUGACACCAGCUCAAUCGCAAAGUCGGCCUGGGUCACCCACAACGGCUACUCGGAGUGAAGAAGCGCUAAGGCUACAUGUAGAUCCAAGCUCGGCUUCCCACAUUAUGUCUUCACCGACUGCGGUGCCUAUUCAUUUCCGACGACCGAAACCGUCUCCAGGUGCUCGAAAAACGUCGUCUGUUUCUAGUCCAGGAACGCCAGAGGACACUGUGGGAUCUCCCACGUCGAAGCUUGGAAGUGGUAGUAAACGACCCAGGUCAACGGAAUUUAAGACCUCAAGGGAAUUCAGACCAUUGUGGUUAGUGGAGCGUCACUCACCGGCGAAACUGGAUAAACAGCCGGAAGAGCCAUAUCCAUCACUUCCCUCUAGUAAAACAGCAUCGCGGACUUCCUCUGUCGAGGAUUUGACCAGCUAUGACCUUACGGAGGGUUUCACUGGAGAGGUUUCUCAAACUUAUCAGGUUCAUCCUCAACAGCCGUUCGCCCAGCCACCAAAGCAAACAAGAGGUCUUUCAUUACAACUUGACACCAACGACACUUCCCUCUCUGAUCCUGAUUUCUUAGGGUCGCAGCAGGCAACCCCCACAGCGGAAAGUUUCCAAGAAGCAGCCCAAAUGGCGAAGAAGAAGAAACCGAAGCCGGAGUUCCAUUCCCCUUCUGAUUUGCUUUUUGAUCCCUCUUCUCGCCAAAUUAAAUUGCCGGAAUCUGCGGCGCUGGACUCUCUACAAUCAUCGGAAGGUUUUGUGAGAGACGAAAGGACCCUGGUACCUACGGAGUCUGAUGUGGAUUUGGAGUUACCGCCUCUGCCGCGCUCGUUGACCGCUUCGCCUGAUCUGAGGGGGUCACUACCCUCGCUACCCGAGAGCCGUCCUUCCACAGCUGACUCUGAAAUUGAGCCUCAGUUUUUCACACCAAACGCAGAGCUAGAUGCGUUGCCUCCAUUACCUGGCAGUCGUCCGUCGACAUCUCAUACUACUGACGCUGAAGCUCAAUUUAUGGGUCAUUAUAUCACUGGAGCAGGUGCGAGUUUUGCGGCUGGUGUGGCUGCACAGCUCGCAAAAUUAGAAGUAAAACCUGAAACUGCGUUCUUAGAUGCUACCAAUGUUGGUCAAGAGAUUACGCCUAGCACCGAAACAGUCACAGACACUGAACCCGCAAGGGAGACCGUGUCAAUUGUUGAAGCCAUCCCAAAAUUACUUGAAGAACCAGCUCUGGAACAGACGGUGGAGACAAAACGAACUCCACGGCCACAGGAAGGAAUUCAGCCAGCACUACCCGUUGUUGAUUCAGCUUCGUCAGCUCUAGAUGAGGUACCAACCAAGACAAUUCCCCACCUUUUAGAGCCUAGUCCAUCGAUCGAACACACUCCACCGGAACUCCCGAAGGUUGAAAUGGGUGAUUUCCAGCCAGCUUCAAAGAAAUCGAAGAAGGCCAAGAAAAACAAAAAGAAGGGCAAGAACGCAACUGCCCCCGACGGCCCGCCUCCCCCCUCUAGCAGCGAGCAUGAUUCUGUUUCCCAGACAAUCAGAAGUGACAGUGCCGAUGUUCCAUUGGCUCCACCAAGAGAAAUAUCGGAAGAUAAGCAGGAAAUGGCGCCUGUUGAACUGCCAACGCCAGACUCUCAUUUUCUAGAAUCAAUAGAGCCAAAGUCGCAAAUUACUAGAGAACUUCCCAUUCAGGAAGAAUCUUUAUCUCAUUAUUUCCCGGUGGCUGCAGACACCAAGGUGGAAUUAGCUACUCAGACUAAUAAAAACAAGAAGGGCAAGGGUAAACAAAUGCAGAAAGCUGGAAAAAUUUCUCCCCAGGCCCUUGUUGACAUCCCUCUACCUGAAGACGAUAAUUCCAAACUUUGGGAGCCUACCGCUGUUGAGGGUGUUCUUGAUCUCGGUUUAACCGGCGAGACAGAAAAUCGGAGACAACGAGCAAAUUUCACCUCUGUUAUAGAUAAGGAGAUGCAAGAAUCCCAGCCCUACAAUCAGCCGGAGAGAAUAAGGUUGGGGACUACGGAGCUUCCGAAGGAAGAGUUGGUAGAGCCUACUGAUCAACUAUUUGCUCCUUCAACUGAUAAGCGGCCUUCUACACCGGUGGUCUUUGAUGCCAAAGGAGAUAGUUCACCAGUAUCUCAAGAAUUGGCGACUGCCUUGCCUGAGUUACUACCAGCGGAACAUGUACCUCCUCCUGAACUCCCUGUUGAAAACACCGAGGAAUACGCAUCACAUAAGGGAAAGGGGAAGAGAGGAAGCAAGGGUCGGAAGUCGAUUACCACAGAUGAGUCUACUGAAAUCAAGACAAGUAAAAUUCGCCAGAGCCUCGAAUUAGUCGCGUGCAAAGAAUCUCCUUUUGAAUCUCAAGCUUCGGCCCCCGAUCCUUUGGUUCAAGAUAAAUAUGAGCACCGAUCUGAAGCGCAGAUGCAAAACAAUGUUAACACAACGCUGUUGGACAAGGAAACCAAGGAAUCUGCAUGUGACACUCUGGCCAAUGAGGUUUCACCACAUCUGAUAGGUGGAGUCGAUGCACAAAUCGACACGUCUAUAAAGGUCUCGAAAAAACAAAAAAGAAAGGAUAAGAAGAAGCGGAAAGCUUCCCUGGAAACUGAGGAGCAGCCACUACAAUCAGGGUCCUUAAUAGACAUGGUUGGCGAGGGAAGUACUGAGGCUCAACGAGAAUCUGAGCAAUUGACCAUGGAGCCAGACGAUAUGCAGCAAAUCACACCAUCAAGGUUAUCCAAUGUCUCUAGCAAGGGCAAACAACUGAUAGAGGAAGAUCAACAGCAAGAAGACUUGGAAAAGCAAGGCCAAGGUGAUUCAGCAUUGUCAUUGGUUGAGGCGGAGCCAACAACUCACGAUCCUCCAUUGGUAAUUAGUGAAGACCAUGCCAUGGAUAAGGAAAUUUCGGACGACAUCUCUAGACCUCCCACAUCUAUAGACAAGAUUCCUCCGGAUGAACUUAGGAACAAGGAACCGCAUCAAAAUGAUAAGCCUGCGCCUGAUGUUCAGAAAUCUAAGAAGGCGAAGAAGGGCAAAAAGAAGCGGCAAUCGGUCACUUGGGAGGACGACAUUUUCCAUGCCGAAGGUCCACAGACGGCACCCGAUUCUCCCACAAUGAAGGACGAUGAACUCCGCGCUGAAAUGGAGACAUCCACAUUUACCCCAGCUGAUAAUUUGGAUACUGAGGCAUCGAAUACUUCUAAAAAUAAACGGAAAGCAAAAAAAGACAAGAUAAAGCGGAAAUCUUCAGAUUUGACAACAUCACAGCUUUUAAACCCGUCCGAUGAGCAACCCCGUUUGCUAGUUGAGUCUAUUUCUGCAAGCUCUGCGGAGCAAUUAGAGCUUUCCACGAAUUUGGAUCCCGAUACAUCCACAGGACCAGCUUCACUUGCUCCUGCCAACGAAGCAGACGAAUCACUUAUGGUAGAGUCUCCUCAAAGCCAGCCUCUCACUUUCGAGAAGGGUUUGGAAACACUCUCCAUCCCCGGGUCAUGGGAGGACGAUGCCGAUAAAGUUAUCGAGGCUCCACAGAAAGACAAUGAAAUAGCUCCUCACGAAGCACCACCUCCCAACGAUGACGAAACAAGAGAGAAUUCUGAAGCGACACUACCCGAGUCAUUGCUAGCAAUAUGCCAGCCGCCGACCAUCCCAACUAAGCCACAUGAAAAAUCUAUAAUACGGGCCCUAGGGCCUCUCCACAAUUUUGUAGAGUCCCCUGUCGAAUCUGAACUACGAAACACCCAGGAUCCCUUCAAGCCUUCCCAACAGGAACAGUUUUCUUGUCCCAGUGAAGCACCUGCGAGUCCUGAAAGUCCCGAAACAAUUGCGCAGGAGCCCCUACUGCAAGCUGCGGAAAUCUAUAUGCCUACGGAACCGUCUAGACAUUUCGACACCGAUACUGAUGCCGAGAAAUUGUCGUGCAGGGUGGAAGCAUCCCAGGCUGAUACCUCUCUGCCGUAUAUGGAUAAUCUUGGCCCUGCCUCAAUUGCCGAAGAAAUCCAGAGGCCACCAACCAAUCCUCGUCAAUUGACCGCCACAGAAAUUGUCUAUGCCAGUAAAAGAGACGCUGGAACGGCUGAAAGAGCAAAAGAAGCUGAAGAGACACUUCCUUCUGAAGCAGUUGUCUCUGAGACAGUGACAAAAACGGAAGGACAAAUUCCUCCGCCCCCAGCAGAAGCUGUAUCGCCUCCAUACUUGGGUCCGGAUCUGUUAAUUGCUUCUAAUGAGCCAGUGGAUCAAAUAAGUAACCUUGCAGAUACAGCCAUGGAUUCCGUUUUUGAACAAGAGCAGAUUUCGACUUCGUCGAAAGACAAAACCGGCGACACCAAACCAGAAUUCAGGGAGUCAACUGGAGCUGAAUAUAGGAAGGACGGCCAGGAAGAACCAUUGUUAAAGGUUGAAGAAUCAUCCCAAUCUGUCAAGAUAGAGGGCCGGGAUGUCGUAGAUGUACACUCUGUGAAUGUCCUUGUUUCUGGUGAAAUUGCUCCAAGCCUAUUGGAACUUGUUGACUGCGACGUGGAUGUUGAACAAUCAGCACAACCUGAACCUGAACCUGAACCUGAACCUGAACCUGAACUUCAACCCAACUUUCAAUCCGAACCCGACAGCUGGAAUGUCAGGUCAACCAAAAAGGGGAAGCAAAAGAAGAACAAGAAACAAAGAGAACCUCGAGAUGAGAAGGCUCCCACCCCAGAUGAAGAGAGUACUCUAUCAACUCCAGUGUUGUCCAUCUUGGAGCCGACCCGGGAGCCGAUGCCCAAAAUUGUCAACGAAGAGACUGCUAAUCGGGACUUCCCUAUCACGAAAAAAGGAAAGAAGAAAAAUAAAAAGUCUCGCGGUCUUGAAGAAAGUAUUCCCCGCACUAGCUAUCCAGAGCCAGUUGCAACUGAAAACGUUCUUGGAACUCCAAGUAUCGAUGAAUGGAUUAGUAAUCUUCAUGAGUUGCGAUCGAGUAGCUUAGCACCUACUACGGAUGAUGCGAAUGUCUCUGAAAUAAAGGAAAAGGAACUAGAGCAACCGCAGGCGGAUAGUUGGCAUACCUGGGAUAUUGAACGAACCCAAAAAGGUAAAAAUCAGAAUAAGGAUCUCACUUUUGAGGAAGGUACUGCCAAUCCUGUUGAGCCGUAUGUGGAUGAUUCAGCUGAAGCUGUGGAUGAAUUGAACACCCCCAAAUUACAGGAAAUGAAAGUCGAGACGCAGGGGGAUAGCUGGAAUCGUCGGGAAGUCGCUCGUACUAAGAGAGACAAAAAGAAGAGUAAAAACUCACAGGUUGUCCAAAAUAACCCUCCCGAUGAGCCAGCACCACUAUAUGUUGGAGAGCCUCCGGCUCACAUCGACCUCGAGCCUCAGACCGAGCAUGAUGAAAAGGACAUGGGUGCCGCAUCAACAAAAAAAGGCAAGAAGAACAAAAAGGGUCGAGAUGUUCAACAAAAGGCUCAUUUAACCGUUGAACCCGAAUCAUGGGAACAUAUGGAGCUUGGAAUGUCUGAAGAACCAAGUCGCAGCCCUUUGGAGAAGGGACAGAAGGUCAAAGAAAGAGGGAAGGAAGCUGCUGCUAGGCAUCUACAAGGCGUCGAAGAAGAGAAAGCUGCAAAAGCCGUCCAAACUCAAGAUAAGGCUUCUGCCACUAUCGAAGUAGACAGCACUUUAGACGAAACCAAUCUUCCUGGAAUGGAAUCCCUGAUAGACGAUCAAGCAAAGGAGACUGCAAUAACGGAGGCGGAAGCACCUGACAAUGAUCGAAAGGCAAUUUCUGAGGCCGAUGAAACCGCCAAAUGUCCAAAGAUUGAACAAAGAGAUAUUUCUGACAAAACUAAACUAGACCAAUUCCCUAUUAAAGUUGCCGACCUUGCUGCCCGAGCCCAAACCAAGGGAACUGACACUUCGUCCCUCGAUCUGCUUCUUUCGGGAGAUGAGCCGCAACCGCCCGAGGAGCCCUUUGGGCAACAACCAGUAGAUGCGCGGGUAGUGGUUGGCGAGAGCAUUGGCGAUUUUGAUGAAAAUGUGAGUCUUGUUUCUCAAGAAACACGCGAAAAAAUGAUUCCAGACGUGUCUUGGGCAUCAGCAAGUGGACCUCUGCCCAUGAACCCCGAACAAGUCGAGGUGCGGCGGCCCGGAAGUUCCCACAGCGAUGAACUCCCUCCUAUUUCAUUGGAUGUUGACGAAGCUGGGAGCCUGCAAGGUGACAUUGGCGUUACUGGAUUUCUUCAAAAACAAGACCACAUCGAACGGUUGACUGCUCUUUCCUCGGCCCCGCAAUCGUCAGACGCCGACCAUAAUUUGGAAGGAAAUCUCAAAACAGAUUCGACCAGGGUCCUUGAUGGCACACACUCACCUGCUGAGCCUUCGGGGGCUACAGGAGUUGAUGACUUUCGGACUGCUAGCAACAGGAGACAGAAUAAGGGAAAGAAAGGAAAAGCCAGAAGGAAAGCUUCCCUCGGUAUACCAAAUGAAACCGAUGAAAAUAUGCUUCAAGUUACAAAUGAAAAACCUGAAACACAGCCUGAACUUGAAACAAGAAUGGAACGCUCCACCACAAUUGCCAAAAAAUCCAAAGCGCUGGAGCCACCUGCAGGAUUCGUGGAUACUGGAAACGUAGAUGACGAGGGUGAUUUUUGGGGUCUUGGCGAGAAGCACGAGAAGAAAGGCAAAGGCCGCGAGCAAGGACGGAAAGGCAAGCAAAUCGUCCCUCUAAAUGAACCAAAAGCUCCAUAUCCAACUCCAGUGGAAGCUCAAGAAAAGCCAACCAUCACAGGGUUUACUUCGCCAAGAGUGUUGGAGGAGCCCGUUCAACCCCAACCCUCAGGAGUAGUGGCUAGCGUCUUCCCGUUUCUUGAACGGGUAUCUAGAAAACGGCCCUCACAAAAUGCGGGUUCCCAUGAAACCCCCGAACAAGAGACAAAGAAGCAUGCACAAGGAACCUCGACUUCUUUUAUGGGGAAACAGUCGAUCUCGACAAGAGUACCUACUUUUCCACGAUUCGCAGAGCCAGUAGUUGAUAACGAAACUGUUCCCAAGUUUGAAGAUCUCAUAAAACGUCCACCAGGUCUCGAUCCAAUCCCGCAAGGCCCUGCAACUGAUGAGAAUAUCGAUCGUUCAAUCGAUGUGAGUGACAAGAAUUCCGAACCUGAAUUGCUAUCCAUCAAAGAUACUCGCAAACAGGAGCCUUCUUCUAUGGAUUUAACCUCAAAGAAUAAAUCACCCAUAUAUUCUCAUUCUCCUGCUUCGACGCAAGUUGACGUGGAGCAUUCUAUCCCGGUUUCCCGUGAAGCUCUCGGGGACAAACCUCAACAAUUCCCUGUGAUUCGCGACCUCUCUAGGAGUGAACUCAGCAGAGAGUCAACUAGGUUGUCAGAAAGCUACCUUCAGCGAGAGCAAAAGCAGGUUUUCGAUUCCCAAACCCCGUCGUCGGAACCCCUUCGCUCCAUAUUUGGAGGGCCCUACGGACUUGUAGAUGAUCCGGAUAUUGUGAUCACACCUCCACGAACACCACUCACUACGAUAAAGGAGCAUGUUCCAACGGAGCCUCUACGAAACUCACGGAGCCGCGACAUUUCUGAUGCAGUGCAGUACCUUCAAGUGGAUCUCCAGGACUUCGUCGAAUCCACAGUCCUAGAAGUCCAGAGCUUAGGGCGGCGAGCAAGGCCCAGACGAGAGCACGUGAUCUGGAUCUCGACGUGGAGGGGAUUCCUUCGUCCAGCUCUUACGACCCGCUGA